Messenger RNA from Papaver somniferum (opium poppy), 3717 nucleotides. RefSeq names its product homeobox-leucine zipper protein PROTODERMAL FACTOR 2-like. Gene Ontology annotation, molecular function: lipid binding; DNA binding. The record is from RefSeq and is a predicted model, not a curated record. The transcript has 13 exons. Lineage: Eukaryota; Viridiplantae; Streptophyta; Magnoliopsida; Ranunculales; Papaveraceae. The coding region runs from base 1063 to 3342 and encodes 759 amino acids.
AUUUACGUUUCUAUCUCCCCUAUCUCUCUCUCUCUUCGCUGGAGGAUCAUUUAUUGCAAUUGCACCAUCUCUACGCUCUCUGCAAUUACUUCUCGCUGCCACAUCUUCUUUCCUCAUACCUGUUCCCCUUCUUUCCUCUAUCUCUCUCAUCAUCAUCUUCAUCGGUCAUAUUAGCUCUCUUCUCCUCACAUAGAAAGAGAGAGAGAGAGAGAGAGAGAGAGAGAGAGUGAAAGUAUCAUAAUCAAAAUUCCAAAAGGUUUGAUUCACAAUCCUAAGCCGAUUCAUCCUCAACAACAACGAAUUUUUAAUUUGUUUGCUGUUUUGCUAAUCAAAGUUCGUCCCUCUUAUCAGACACUGAAUACAGGCAAGUGUUUAGUGUAUGGUAAGAAAGUGAGAGUUGAAGUUGAAUGCUCCGAGAUCUUCGUGGGCGUUGAUUUCUGUGGAGAGGAGAGAAAAGAAGAGAUGAGACAUUUUAGCGCGUCAGCCUUGAUCUUUCCCUGCUCUCUGCUGUCUCACUUAAAUUUCUUCAACCCCCAUCAUCACCAUUUUUCUCUCUCUGAUUAUUUCUCUUGUGGAUUGGCACGUAUAUGACGAGCAAGGACGGAAACAGUCUGCAGAGAGGGAGAGAGUUGAAAUUUAACCCCUUCGAAAAGAGAGAGACGUAGAGCCAUGGUCUGCCAGUAUAUUACUUGUAAUAAACUAAUUAGCUAUGCUCAGACCGCACCAGAAGAGAAUCUAAUUAAACCACUAUCCAACAGCUCUUUCCCUCUUCAUCUCUCUCUGCUCUACCUCCUAUCUCUCUUUGUAUAUUCUCACUAUAUAAACACCAACCCUAAGGGUUAGACUUUGACAAAUAAAGUAGUAAACCAAAGAAACAGACAAACUUACAAUACUAAUAUAUUUAGACUUUGUGCAAAAGUUUUCCCUCUGUAGUACACUACUACUGGUUUGUGUUGCAGAGAGAAAGAAGACUAUUAGGGUUAGGGUUUCUUUCAUCAGUUUUGACCCUGAGAGUAAAGAAUUAGUUUUGUUUGUGUAAACUAUACUUCCUUCCUCAUCAAUAUGAUGAUAAGGAAUGGAAAACUUGAAGGAUUUGGGUCAUUUACUUCUUCUAGACAUAGGCUUACUCAUCAGAUGAAUAUGUUUCAGCCAAAUAUGUUUGAUCAUACUCAACACAAUCCCCUGGAUAUGAUGUCGGACAACGAUCUGGCGAGGAUUAGUAAUACCGUCGAUGAAUUCGAUAGUAAAUCUGGAAGUGAGUACCUGGAAGGUGGCUCAGGUGAUGACCAAGCUGAUCCAACAACUCAACGUGCGAAAAAGAAACGUUAUCAUCGUCAUACCCAACAUCAAAUUCAAGAAAUGGAAGCUUUCUUCAAGGAGUGUCCACAUCCAGAUGAUAAGCAAAGGAAAGAACUUGGGCGAGAAUUAGGUUUAGAACCUCUGCAAGUCAAAUUUUGGUUCCAAAACAAACGUACACAAAUGAAGACUCAACAUGAACGCCAUGAGAACACGCAAUUGAGAAUGGAAAACGAUAAGCUUAGAGCAGAAAACAUGAGGUAUAAAGAAGCACUUAGCAACACCUCGUGCCCUAACUGUGGUGGUCCCACUUCUUUGGGUGAAAUGUCAUUUGAUGAGCACCACUUGAGAAUCGAAAAUGCUCGACUAAGAGAAGAGAUUGAUAGAAUUUCAGCUAUAGCUGCAAAGUAUGUUGGGAAACCAAUGGGUUCAUCAUUCCCUCUUCUUCCUCCCCCAAUUCCUUCCCGGUCAUCACUUGACCUUGGAGUUGGAAUUCAAGGAGGACUUCGAGGAGACAUUUUCGGUGGAGGAGGUGAUCUGCUUAGAUCCCUUUCUGGAUCCCUUACAGAGGCCGACGAGCCAGUUAUCGUUGAGUUAGCUGUAGGUGCAAUGGAAGAGUUGAUCCGAAUGGUUCAAUUAGGGGAACCACUAUGGGUUGCUGGCCCUGAUGGUGCUACUGAGAUUCUAAGCGAAGAUGAGUACAUGAGAACAUUCCCAAGGGGAAUUGGACCUAAACCAUUUGGAUUAAAAACUGAAGCUUCUCGCCAAAGCGCUGAUGUUAUUAUGAACCAUAUGAACUUAGUCGAGAUUCUUAUGGACGCGGGUCGAUGGUCCAGUUUAUUUUCCAGCAUAGUUCCAAGGGCCAUGACUGUAGAAGUCCUGUCAACUGGUGUAGCUGGAAAUUUUAAUGGAGCACUGCAAGUGAUGACAGCUGAAUUCCAAGUUCCUUCCCCUCUUGUACCAACCCGCGAGAGUUUGUUUGUGAGGUACUGUAAACAACAUUCUGAUAAUACAUGGGCGGUUGUGGAUGUUUCCUUGGAGCAUUUACAUCCAAGUAGCCCACCUGUAUCGAGAUGUCGAAGAAGGCCAUCAGGCUGUUUGAUCCAAGAGAUGCCAAAUGGUUACUCGAAGGUUGUCUGGGUGGAGCAUGUAGAAGUAGAUGACAGAGCAGUUCACAGUAUAUACAGAUCACUGGUUAACUCAGCUCUUGGAUUUGGUGCCAAGCGUUGGAUCGCAACCUUAGAUCGGCAGUGUGAACGCCUUGCUAGUGUUAUGGCGAGUACUACAUUUUUAGCCGAUCCUGUAAUAAAUAAUCAAGAGGGGAGAAAGAGUAUGCUGAAGCUCUCUGAAAGAAUGGUUAUGAGUUUCUGUUCUGGUGUAAGUGCUUCUACCACUCACACGUGGACUACUUUAUCCGGAAGUGGUGCUGAGGAUGUGAAGGUGAUGACAAGAAAGAGCGUUGAUGAUCCAGGAAGGCCUCCUGGUAUUGUGCUCAAUGCAGCUACUUCCUUCUGGCUUCCUGUACCACCAAAGAGGGUUUUUGAUUUUCUUCGAGAUGAAAACUCUCGAAAUGAGUGGGAUAUCCUUUCAAAUGGUGGUGAUGUUCAAGAAAUGGCACAUAUUGCUAAUGGUCGUGAUCCUGGAAACUGUGUUUCUCUGCUCCGUGUUCAUGGUGUCCAUAGUGCAAACUCAAGCCCAAAUAACAUGUUGAUACUGCAAGAGAGUUGUACCAAUGCAACGGGGUCAUUCGUAAUUUACGCUCCAGUUGAUAUUGCUGCGAUGAAUGCAGUUCUAAAUGGUGAAGACCCAGAUUACGUAGCACUAUUGCCUUCAGGUUUUGCUAUACUUCCUGAUGGACCCACAGUUCAUGGAGGGGGAACUGCAGCUGUUGGGUCUGGCGGAUCACUCCUAACUGUUGCAUUUCAAAUCCUGGUUGAUUCGAUUCCAACAGCAAAACUCUCUCUGGGAUCAGUGGCUACUGUCAACAGCCUCAUUGCUUGCACUGUGGAGAGGAUCAAGGCUGCAGUUAAUAGUGACAGCACGUAAAUGGAAGUCCUAACUUGUUGUAACAAAGAAAAGAGAAGAAGAAGUAAACGUAUGAUGACAAAGGAGAAAAGUAAGAUAUUAGGGUUUGUAAAAGAGAAGAAUGAAGAAGUCAAGAACGCACCUUACAUGAUCCUUGCCUUUUGGUGUUUGCUUAUUUGUUGUUGUUGUAAGAAGAAAAGUGAAGAGAAGACGUGACAAGGGUGUGCACUUCACCACCAUGCAAGGGUUAUUGGUUCGGGCAUUGACUUCCCUUUUUAUAUUAAAAAAAGAAGAAGAAGAAAGAACUUGACUAUGUAAGACUAGUAGAGUUAAAAUGACAUCUCAAGAUUUUGUUGUAGUUUCCAUGAGAGUAUAAAAUAACUCGUUUUUAUUCAA